Tilletiopsis washingtonensis is the source of this 841-nucleotide messenger RNA. Its product is annotated as Gar1-domain-containing protein. The record is from RefSeq and is a predicted model, not a curated record. Bases 124 to 774 code for a protein of 216 amino acids. Lineage: Eukaryota; Fungi; Basidiomycota; Exobasidiomycetes; Entylomatales. Gene Ontology annotation, molecular function: box H/ACA snoRNA binding. Gene Ontology annotation, biological process: ribosome biogenesis; snoRNA guided rRNA pseudouridine synthesis. Gene Ontology annotation, cellular component: box H/ACA snoRNP complex. The transcript has 3 exons.
CAGCGCCAACACACUCACCCGCACACUCUCCGGCACGCUCGCACCGCCGCAGCACCCGCCGACGCCGCGCCGCGCCGAGCCCGCUUCCGCCUGCUCCGACCCUCUUCUCUCUCUUCUCUUGCCAUGUCCUUCCGCGGCGCUCCUCGCGGCGGCCGCGGCGGCUUCGGCGGUGACCGGGGUGGCCGCGGCGGCGGUCGUGGAGGCUACGGCGGCGGCGGCCGCGGCGGCUACGCCAACGCCGGCCCGCCGGAGCAUGUGCUGCCCAUGGGCAGCUUCGUGCACGCCGUCGAGGGCGAGAUGCUGUGCCAGAGCACCGACGCCAAGGUGGUGCCGUACUUCAACGCACCCAUCUACCUUGCGAACAAGUCGCAGAUCGGCAAGGUCGACGAGAUUCUCGGCCCGAUCAACGAGGUGUACUUCACCAUCAAGAUGGACGCCGGCAUGGUCGCCUCGAGCUUCAAGAAGGACGACGCCGUGUACAUUGCGCCCGACAAGCUGCUGCCCAUCGAGCGCUUCCUGCCGAAGCCGAAGAGCGCAACACGGGGUGCCAAGCGCGGCGGUGCUCGCGGCGGAGCAGCACGGGGCGGACGGGGCGGCUUCGGUGCGCCGCGCGGCCGUGGAGGCUUCGGUGCCGGGCGGGGCGCACCUCGCGGCGGGCGUGGUGGCUUCGGCGACCGCGGCGGGCGCGGCGGCGGUGGGCGAGGUGGCUUUGGCGGUGGCCGGGGUGCCCCGCGGGGCGGCGGUGGCUUCCGUGGUGGACGCGGCGGCUACUAGAGUGCUGCAGGUGUCUCUGUGUCCCGUUUCCGUGCUCUCUGUUCUGCCAUGUAUACUUGAUGCGCCG